Molecule: messenger RNA, 1860 nt
Organism: Solanum lycopersicum (tomato)
Lineage: Eukaryota; Viridiplantae; Streptophyta; Magnoliopsida; Solanales; Solanaceae
Source: RefSeq, a predicted model, not a curated record
CACUAAAUUUACAAGGGUGUGAGAAUUUGGAAGAGGUGCAUCCCUCUCUUGGACAUUGCAGAAUGCUUACUUAUUUGAUUUUGUCUUAUUGUGACAAACUUAAGAAGCUUCCAAAAUUUGUCUGCAUGAAUUCUCUUAAGCAUCUCGAUCUCUCUAAUUGCACAAGCUUACAAGAAUUUCCAGAAAUAGUGGAGAUAUGUGGCACCUAUCAAAACUCAAUCUAGGAUCCUCCUGGAUAAGAAGCUUAUCCCCGUCUCUCAGCGGCCUUAGAGAGUUGAAAUUGGAUGAUUGUGAAAUUCUUGAAAGUAUUCCAGACACUAUUCGAAAUCUUAGUGAUCUCAGUAUUUCAGGUUGCAAUAAACUUACAACACUGCCAGACAGCCUCUUUGAAUCACAGCAAUUGGAAUAUCUUUAUAUACACCGAUGUUCUGGAUUGGUGAAGCUCCCCUCAUCUCUUGGAGUUCAAAAGAAUCUCGGUUCGUUAGAGAUGGAUAGAUGUGAGAACUUACAGAAGUUUCCAAGCUCUAUUUGGAUGGAAUCCCUUCAACGACUCAAGAUAUUUAAUUUACCAAAAUUAGAUACAUUUCCAGAAAUCAAAGGAGAUAUGCAUUGCUUGGAGGCCCUGACUCUGACGUCUACUGGGAUACGAGAAGUGCCUUCAUCCAUUGGGAAUCUGAGCGGCCUCACUUCUCUAAAUCUGUCAGGUUGUGAAGAUCUUGUAAGUCUACCAGACAACCUCUGUAAUUUGAUGAAUCUUCGUAAACUUAACCUCAGAGGUUGCAAAAGUCUAGAAAAGCUUCCAGAAAACAUUGGGGAUUUGCAUCAAGUAUCAGUUUUAUCCUUACCAAAACUUCAUCUUAUUACUCCCUAUCGUUUGGGUGGACUUCCUGAGGAGUUAAGAGGUUUGCACUUUUUGAAUGGGUUGGAUGUAAGUGGAAGCAAUAUUUCUUGUUUACCAAAAAGCUUCAAAGGACUCUUUCCCCUUCGGAAGUUGAACGAACAAUUCUGUGAGAAUCUUAAUGAACUGCCAUCAGGAGAGCUACCCCAAAUUUAAAAUGGCUAAAUGCAGAUUAUCAUUUAGCCCUGAAGAGCAUCAGAGAUCUCGUAAUUGUCUUGAGUUGUGUACGCUGGGGAUAUCCAACUGUGGAACUGUCUCAAGUGAACACGUUGAUGUGUUCCUACAACAUUUUCUCAAGACAUGCAUCCAGUGUGACUUCCACCAAAGGAAUUUUUUUAUCAUUACUUUUCCCGGAGUCAGAAUUCCAGAGUUUUGGUUAUGAUCGUUUUAUAAAUCAAAAAGAGAUGUCAAUUCAUCUGAAUCCAUCUUGGUAUACAGAUAAAUUCAUGGGUUUUUGGAUAUGUUACGGUCCUAUUAAAUUUCGCUCAGUAUGAGUUAUAUUGGUCUGCAAAUCUGACCCUGAAAGAAAAUAUUCCUUGGAGUAUGACAUGUUUGCAUAUUUUAUGAUCGAGUAUCCUUUAAUUUGUUGCUUGUGCAUACCAUUUGAAACAUUGUGGAACAAUGGCGAAGGCAAUAAAGAAGGGAAGAAUCCAAACGAUUAUUACAUGUUGGAGCUAUCUAGGGAAGAAAAAUGCUGCUGGGGAAUUCGACUGGUGUAUGAAGAGGAAGCAAUGAGUUAUGAUACUGCUCAUAAGAAAAGGAAAAGAAGAAGCAAUGAGUGAGGCAACAGUUUGUUUAAAUGUAAAAGGUUAUUUCGAUUUGGAGAGACAUUUUUAAUUUGAAAAUUAAUACUAUUAAAAAUAAUUGAGUCAUAGAAUUUGUACAUGUAAAUAUAUAAAUAUUGGAUGCUCCAUUAUGAGUUGAGAAAACUUCUCUAGUUAAAUAAAUUCUUUUUAAAUUUA